AUGCCUAGGUGGGAUAGAGAGUGUAAUCUGGAACCGUGGAUGUCGAAAACGCUAGCCUACGACGAUGAGCCUAUGCACUGUCAAGUAUUGGAGGCCUUCAACGACAUCUACCUCAAUCUCUCCCGCAAGCCAGGCGCAACGCGAUUCUCCGACUCGGGCUUUGGCUGGAAGCCGGCAAACGGCGAAACAUACACUUGCGAUCAGUCACAAAUCAUCCAGGCGCAAUGGAGCCGAGCUGCGCGCGGAUAUGAAGUCAAGAUUCUCUCGCGCAAUGACGGUGUGAUCCAACUUGACGGUUUCAAACAAGAAGACUUUGACCGCGUCUCGAAGGUUUUCAAGACUUGGUACGGAAUAAGUCUGGACAAUCGGGAGCACGCUCUGCGCGGGUGGAACUGGGGAAAGGCCGAUUUUGGCAAGGCCGAACUCACCUUCAAUGUCGCCAAUCGCCCGGCCUUUGAAGUGCCCUACACCGAAGUCUCCAACACGAACCUGGCAGGAAAGAAUGAAGUUGCUGUCGAUUUCUCUCUCCCCACCGAUGGCGAUGCUGGCGCAAAUGGGUCCUUGGGAGGCGCGAGAUUCAGAGGCAAGAAGUCUGCAGGUGCUCGGGACCAGCUCGUCGAAAUGCGCUUCUACAUACCCGGUUUGGCUUCGAAGAAGGAGAAGAACGAGGACGGAGAGGACGCCUCCGGGGCUGAAGAUGGCGAGGAGACCAACGCCGCCAACCUUUUCUAUGAAACUUUGAUGGAGAAGGCUGAGAUUGGCGAAGUCGCUGGUGACACAUUCGCCACAUUCCUGGACAUCCUACAUCUUACCCCCAGAGGUCGUUUCGACAUCGACAUGUACGAGAGCUCCUUCCGGUUACGUGGUAAGACGUACGACUACAAGAUACAGUUUGACUCAGUCAAGAAGUUCAUGGUCUUGCCAAAGCCUGAUGACAUGCAUACCUUGAUCACCAUCGGUCUGGACCCGCCUCUCAGGCAGGGCCAGACGCGAUACCCGUUCCUUGUCAUGCAGUUCAAGCGCGACGAGGAGGUCAAUCUUGACCUGAACAUGAAGGGAGACCUGCUAGAGGAAAAGUACAAGGACAAACUGCAGUCGCACUACGAAGCCCCCAUUGCUACAGUUGUGGCAGACAUCUUCAAGGGCCUUAGUGGAAAGCGCAUUACCAGGCCAUCCCGCGACUUCAUCAGUCAUCAUGAACAGUCGGGUGUCAAGUGCUCUAUCAAGGCCAACGAAGGACAUUUGUUCUGUCUGGACAAGGCCUUCAUGUUUAUCCCCAAGCCGGCGACGUACAUCAGCAUGGACAACAUCGCGUCGGUGACCAUGUCGCGUGUGGGUGGGGCCAUGGCUGCAAGCCGCACGUUCGACAUUACCUUCACAAUGAAGCAUGGCAUGGCUGAACAUCAGGAGGAGCAACAGCCGCUUGAGAAUUUCUUCCGUGCCAAGGGCAUCAAGACAAAGAACGAAAUGGCCGACGACUCUGGAGCUAUUCUUGCUGCGGCUCUUCAAGAUGAAGAUCUUGCCUCGAGUGAUGAUGGACAGCCAGCCAACCGCGGUAGUGCUGACGAGGACGACGAGAGUGUUGAUGAGGACUUCCAGGCCGAUUCGGAAUCAGAGGUUGGCGAGGAAUUUGACUCUGACCAUCAGAGCAGCGGCUCCGAUAGCGAUGCUGAGAUGGAGGAUGCAGAGAGCGAUAUGGCGGAGGCUGUGCCAGAACGCCCGAAGAAGAAGCAGAAGGUGUCGCAAUAG
This is a messenger RNA of Pyrenophora tritici-repentis Pt-1C-BFP, 1749 nucleotides long. The record is from RefSeq and is a predicted model, not a curated record. Lineage: Eukaryota; Fungi; Ascomycota; Dothideomycetes; Pleosporales; Pleosporaceae.